Messenger RNA from Mesocricetus auratus (golden hamster), 536 nucleotides. It is a transcript of the gene Timm8b, whose product is annotated as translocase of inner mitochondrial membrane 8 homolog B. Lineage: Eukaryota; Metazoa; Chordata; Mammalia; Rodentia; Cricetidae. The coding region runs from base 74 to 325 and encodes 83 amino acids. The record is from RefSeq and is a predicted model, not a curated record. The transcript has 2 exons.
GGUGAAACGGAAAGAGGGAGGCUGUGCAGUGCUACUGCGCAUGCGCACACCAGCGAAGUAACCCACGCUGACAAUGGCCGAGCUUGGUGAAGCAGACGAAGCGGAGUUACAGCGCCUGGUGGCCGCAGAGCAGCAGAAGGCGCAGUUCACCGCGCAGGUGCAUCACUUCAUGGAACUAUGUUGGGAUAAGUGUGUGGAGAAGCCAGGAAAUCGGCUGGACUCCCGCACUGAAAACUGCCUGUCUAGCUGUGUGGACCGCUUCAUUGACACUACUCUUGCCAUCACCAGUCGGUUUGCCCAGAUGGUACAGAAAGGAGGGCAGUAGACCAUACCAAAGAGUGACUGAAGAUCCAAAACUUUUUACUAGCAGAUUGAAUGGCUAGCGGAGAGAUGUCAAUGUGUUGAAUUUGCAUCAGGGAGUUACCAUGUCUGUGGGUGCUAAAAAGUAACAUCAAAUGUCCAAAAGUGAAAUUUAUUUAUUGGAAUUCAGUAAUUCCAGGUUGUAUCACACUGGUAAAUAAAUGUGAAGUCUCUAA